GGGCUGUCUACGCCGCGCUAUACACGAAAGACGAGUCCGAACCAGCUCUCUACAUCGACCUUUGCGCACCUCUGUUUUAAUUCAACUAAUAAGAGCGUCAGGAUUUAGGGGCUUUAGCCAGAUAUCAAAUCUUCGCACAAAUUCUAUUUAGCAAAGAUCGCUCCACACUACGAUCGUGUUGCCAAUCAAACACGCCCAUCAUUCUCAAUAUCGAAAUCAUUUCACGAUACGAUGGCCAACGACCGUGUGACAAAAGAUCAAUUCCAAUUAGCCGUGACCGCUGCCGUUGAGCAGCGUGCUCGUGCCUAUACGACGUCCUUCGCUUUACACGUCCGAUGGGAGGACGACAACACAGAAGCCGAAAGAGACUAUGCCAACUUUCAGUCAUUUCUCCAUGCUUUCGGCUUUGGCCCCCCAGAGGUCCUAACGCUUGCCUGUGAUGACUCGGCACCAGGAUUGACCGUCAUUGAAAGCUUUGGUAAGAUGAUAAAAGCCGCGCUGGGAGCCGCUGCUGGCGGACGUACUAUCGUCUUCUUCCAUUAUGCGGGGCAUGGUAAACGUGGCGUUAACGACGAACUCCUCUUUACUGCAGCGUCAAGUUCAAAGUCAAUCAAGGCUCAUGGUUUACUCAGUGUCGUCGACGUCGUCUUGGAUGAUAAUUCACCCGUUGACGUUGUCUUUGUUCUCGAUUGCGGCUACAGCUUCCUAACGACCAAAGCAGUAAUACCGAUCGGUCGAGUGGUUGAAGUCCUGGCGGCUGUUGAUUUAAAUACGCCAGGUGUAUUUGUCCCCGGCCAGCGGGUGUCAUUUACAGGGAAGCUAGCAACACAGGUUGCAUUCCUGAAGGGCCAAAAUCAUCGGUCGGUCGAAUUGGCAGAAUUGAUUGCAAUUUUAAGAGAGGACUCCCCCGUCAAGAAACCGUCACAUACUGUUAGAGUCGGAAGCUCCUCAGUCCGUCUUUACUUCCCGGGAGUAAUGGGAACCGAUGUUUUUACAGGACAUUCCAGACUCCAGGCCGCUUUCAAAGUACAUAUCGAUGAAACUUUUACGCCAGAAGAACUGCAGAACUUCAUCAGUUGGAUCCAUUCACUAAGCCCUAGGGCGGGGCUUAGUUUAGACGCCGUUUACGAAACAGGCUCGAUGUGUUUAAUCGUACGGGGAUCAUAUGCAACCUUUUCGAAGCUUAAUGGGAUUCCUGGUAUUUCUCUCAUCUGUGAAACUGGUUCGGGUAAUCUCCUUAAUGCAGGAUCUGCUCCCCGUGCAGGUGUCGGGCUUUCUUCACGGGAUCCGAAUGAUUCUCGCGCUCUCCAUGGAGUCGAAAACAUUCCCUUGCACUCAAAGCAUUAGCCCAAGCAAGUGGCGACGCAUGGAGGACAGUUAAUGGUUAUGAGCGUAAGAGGGAUGUUCUCCUAGAACUGUGUGGUAAGUGUAUUCAUAAGACUGUCUUGCACCGAAUACAUUAGCCCAAGCAAGUGCAACACAUGGAGGACAAGAGGGAUGUUC
Molecule: messenger RNA, 1503 nt
Organism: Amorphotheca resinae ATCC 22711
Lineage: Eukaryota; Fungi; Ascomycota; Leotiomycetes; Helotiales; Amorphothecaceae
Exons: 2
Coding region: 232-1347 (371 amino acids)
Source: RefSeq, a predicted model, not a curated record